ACUCUUCUCACUGUCGCUGUCGUCUUCUUGGAUAUCGGAGGAGGAGGAAACUGGACCAAUACCAAGCUCAGAGGAACCUCUCUUCCACUCUUCUCUCACACUUGGAGCCACUGAUUUUCUACUUCUCCUCGCAUCACAUUGUCCACAAUGUCCAUGUUCCAGGCGACGACUAUGGAGCCUCUUGCUUGCGACUCCUUUGCCACGGUCUGCUCGGGCACAAACUGCCUCGUACCUCCCAGUAACUUCAAUGCAAUACUGAGCCUGGUGUUGAGCACAGUGCUCACCAUAAUGCUUGCUAUGGUCAUGUUCGCCAUGGGCUGCACAGUGGAUGCCAAAAAGCUGUGGGGCCACAUCAGGAGACCCUGGGGCAUCAUCAUUGGCUUCCUCUGCCAGUUUGGCAUCAUGCCUUUCACAGCCUUUGCCUUGUCCCUGGCCUUCGGAGUGCUGCCUGUGCAGGCUGUCGUCAUCAUCAUCAUGGGCUGCUGUCCCGGAGGCUCCGGCUCUAACAUUAUCUGCUACUGGCUGGACGGAGACAUGGACCUUAGUAUCAGUAUGACAGCUUGUUCCUCCAUCCUGGCCUUGGGGAUGAUGCCUCUCUGUCUGCUCAUUUACACCUCCAUCUGGACUUCCAGCAGCACCAUCCAGAUCCCAUAUGACAGUAUUGGUAUCACGCUAGUGGCCCUUCUCGUCCCAAUUACCUUUGGAAUGUAUGUGAAACGCAGGUGGCCUCACGUGGCCAAAAAAAUCCUCAAGGUGGGGUCCAUUGCAGGCUUUGGUCUCAUUGUCAUCAUAGCUGUGGUUGGAGGAAUUCUCUACCAGUCCUCCUGGACCAUUGCUCCCUCCUUAUGGAUUAUCGGCACUAUCUACCCCUUUAUUGGUUUCGGCCUGGGGUUCCUCUUGGCCCGCUUUGUGGGUCAGCCCUGGUACAGAUGUCGGACCAUUGCAUUGGAGACAGGCUUCCAGAACUCUCAGUUGUGCAGCACCAUAGUCCAGCUGUCCUUCAGCCCUGCUGAGCUGGAAGUCAUGUUUGCAUUCCCCCUCAUCUACAGCAUCUUCCAGCUUGUGGUGGCAGUCAUAUCUGUGGGAGGCUACCAGGCAUAUAAAAAGUCAUGUGGCCGUGGUUCAGCUGAUGCAGACAGUAAUAAGGCUCCAUCGCUGGAAGCCGGUGAAGCCGAACUGGCCAAAGAUAAGGACUAUGCUGUGGAAAACAGCGCCUUCGAGCUCGACGAGAACGGCAACACUGAAGAGAAGGGCAAGGACGUGGACAAGAACACCCAUCUGUGACAUUACAGCCCUGUACGUCACAGACUUUGGACUAUCAGUAUGAACAUCCAGGGCCACAGCACUACUAAGGACGGCAGGCUAAAUCAGUUGUGAACACACACUGCACUCUGCAGGCUGGAGGUGUGCACCACAGGACCUGUUCUCUUCAACUUUAAAAGGUUUGGCAAGAGCACGGGUGCCCAAAUGUCUUCCCUGGUAGUACAGCCCAAUAGUUAUCAUCAAAGGUGGGGGGGGUUGCGACUAACAUACUGCGUUCUUUUAUGAUGAAUUAUACUGUAUAAGAUAGAUUUCCUUUAAUUUAUUCAGAUGUAAUUAUUUAAACCGACUUUUCUCUGCAGGGUCUGACAGACAGUACAAGCCUUCUGUGUUGAAAAGGUUUGUAUUUUUAUCUUUACUCUCAUGUAGCAGGUGAAACCAGUGAUUACUAACAGCCCAGGGUUGAGCGUUCUCUGCUCUUUUAGCACCUUUCAGUUUUAUCAUUCUAUACUUGACACUAACAGAUGAAUAGAAGUAGAGAUCUUAGAAAAGAGGACAGAGAUUUUCGCAUUGAGGCUCAUGAAGUGCUCAGUUUUUUUUUCUGAGCACCGUUUCUUAGCAUUUUCAUACACUGUGUGUAAGCUAGUGGUUUUACAUAUCUGUCCAAAGGGAAGAAUACACAAACAUAUAUACACAAAUGUAUAUUUAUAACACAUAUUCACACGUUAAAUAAUUUAUUUUCCCGCUGUGUGACGAACACAGAACUCAGUCUGCAACUUAUAUAUACUGUAUUUUAAUAAAUUAAAGGCAUAUUUCAUGAGUGAUUACAAUUCUGAUAAAUUACUUUCGGUCUAUUUAAAGCUUUUCAUGGAUGUACAGAAACACAACAUUUUACAAAAUCUCUGUUUUCCUACUUACCAGUAUGUUUUAGAAAUGUGUGUUGUCUAUU
This is a messenger RNA of Toxotes jaculatrix (banded archerfish), 2209 nucleotides long. It is a transcript of the gene slc10a2, whose product is annotated as solute carrier family 10 member 2. The record is from RefSeq and is a predicted model, not a curated record. Gene Ontology annotation, cellular component: apical plasma membrane. The transcript is spliced from 6 exons. Gene Ontology annotation, biological process: bile acid and bile salt transport. The coding region runs from base 148 to 1284 and encodes 378 amino acids. Lineage: Eukaryota; Metazoa; Chordata; Actinopteri; Toxotidae. Gene Ontology annotation, molecular function: bile acid:sodium symporter activity.